Molecule: messenger RNA, 768 nt
Organism: Xiphophorus maculatus (southern platyfish)
Lineage: Eukaryota; Metazoa; Chordata; Actinopteri; Cyprinodontiformes; Poeciliidae
Product: pro-opiomelanocortin-like
Exons: 3
Coding region: 53-682 (209 amino acids)
Biological process (GO): neuropeptide signaling pathway
Cellular component (GO): extracellular region
Molecular function (GO): neuropeptide hormone activity
Source: RefSeq, a predicted model, not a curated record
AUCUUUGACGGAAGUAAGAGCAGAAAGACCAAGGAGAAAAGAAAUCAGAAGAAUGCAUCCUGUGUUGCUAUUGGUGGUUGCAGUGACGGUGGGCGGGGCCAGAACGACGUUCAGUCGCUGUUGGGAGCGCCGGAGCUGCCAGGAGCUCAUCUCUGAGAGCAGCAUGACGGAGUGUUUCCAGCUUUGUGGACUUGACCCUCAUGAGAUGACCUCCAUUCUUAGCAGUGUUCACCUUCAGCGUCCUCCUUCAUCCAUCUUUCUUUCUCCUUCACCCUCUUCCUCCUCCUCUCAAGCCAAACGUUCCUACUCCAUGGAGCAUUUCCGUUGGGGGAAGCCUCUUGGGAGAAAGCGUCAUCCAGUGGAAAUCCCUGCAGGCGAAAAGGUAGAUGGGGACUCAGCUGAGAUUUUCCCUGGAGAGCUGAGGUGGUGGGAGCUUUCCAGGGAAAAAAUGACAGCUGAGGAUGAGGAGAGACAAGAGGAAGCAGAGGAGGUCUCCAAUGAGCAGCAUGAUAAAAAAGACAUCCCGUACAAGAUGAAGCACUUCCGCUGGAGCGGCCCUGUGGCGGGCAAACGCUACGGGGGCUUCAUGAAGAGCUGGCAGGAGCACAGCAAGAGGCCGCUCAUCACACUCUUCAGAAACGUCAUCAACAAAGACGGAGAGGAGGAGAAGACAGCAAAAUGAGGAAGAAGGGAGGAAAUGGAAAUUAACCAGAGGGGAAAAUGAUCAAAAUACAGAAUAUUAUUACAUUUAUCUUACAACUAAAUAUG